AUGAACACGAACUACCCGCCAAUUAUCUCGAUCGAUCAUGAAUCAAAUCCUCGCGUUUAUGAAACACCCUAUAACACUUUCGUGCCCUAUUCUGACUACGCAACAUCGUCGAAAUUAGAAGCAUUUGAUUACAACUAUUGGCCAACAAACACCACUACCACCACCACAACACACAAUAUUUUAGCUGAACCAUUAAGUUUAACAACCGAUCAUAUCCCAACACCUACAUCGUCAACAACGAAUCAAACUUUGGAAAGGAUUGGUUCUAAUUCACCUGUACAUUUAUCUCAAAUUAAUUCAACAACAACAAUUUCAGCUACCCAUCAUCAUCAUCAUAUUCAUCAACAUCUUUAUCCUUUGAACGAAAAUUCCAAUUGGUUAACCCCGACUGAAUAUCAAUCACCAAGUGGUUAUCGUCAUUACUCCUAUCCCAAUAAUAAUUUAUACGAUCAACCUCAAUGGUCGACACCAGCACCGGCGCUUCCAAUUAAAUUUGAGUCUUCCUAUAGUCCACCAUCAUACUACGAAUCAGCGCAUCAUCUGGAACAUCCGCUAUCGAUUAAUAAAGAAGAACCAUCCGAUUCUUCGUAUACAAAAUGUCCUGAACAAUCAUCAAAUUGGUUUAAAUCACAAUUAACUCCAGUUCCACCGAAGAAUCCUGCCAAUGGAAAAACGCGUACGCGUGAUAAAUACCGAAUUGUUUAUACUGAUCGGCAACGAUAUGAACUCGAAAAUGAAUUUACUGUAUCAAAGUAUAUUUCCAUACCACGAAAAGCUGCUCUAUCUUCAACACUGGGAUUGAGCGAACGACAAAUCAAGAUCUGGUUUCAAAAUCGUCGUGCUAAAGAACGUAAGAUCAAUAAAAAACGGCAUGAAAUCUGUUCGCGACAACUGAAUAAUUCCAACGAUGCCGAUUCAUCAAGUGAUGAUGAUCUUGAAAGUUCAUCGUAUUACACCAACUACGUGUGA
This is a messenger RNA of Adineta ricciae, 969 nucleotides long. NCBI's taxonomy places the organism in Eukaryota, Metazoa, Rotifera, Eurotatoria, Adinetida, Adinetidae. The record is from the annotation of a GenBank genome assembly.